ACUUCAGUCGGUGCACGCGUGCUGUGGCGUGGUAUCGCGAGCGUGUUCGCGACACUGACCGUUCUGCAUUCUUAAGCUUUUGCCACUAAAAACUGGUCGGAUCGGAUCGGAAAAAUCGGAUUCCAUCCUGGUUCCUGACAGUUUCUAGUUCCUGGGUGUGCAUACGAUUUGCGUUUUGCAUUCGCAUAUUGUGAGUGAGAAAAAAUAGAACAAAAACUGAGAAAGUGAUGAAACGGACAAUCUACUAAUAUCGCACAAAAUAAUAGUGGAAAGAGCAGUGCAGUUGGAUUUACCAUCCGAGAUUGUUUACACAUUUCCGGUCAAGGCACACUAGCCAAAGCCACGAUGACUACCACACGGGUGAUACUGAACUUCCCCUGGAUCAGCAACGACAAGCUGAAGGGAGACUUUUUCCAGGACACGGGCGUCACGGAUGCGGUCAUGAAGAUCGCCCGGAAGGAGCUCCGGGAAGACAAAGCGAUACGCGAGCAGUCGCUCGAGCAGCUGCAUGACUGGCUGCAGAAAAACGGCGAUGUCGCGAACGUCCGCACCGAGGAUCUGUUUCUGUUGCGGUUUUUGCGCACGAAAAAGUUUAGCGUCCCGAUGGCGCAGCAGAUGAUCCUGAAGUAUCUGAACUUCCGCAAGGUGUUUGCCCAUCUUAUCCACACGCUCGACUUUACGGCGCCCAACAUACUGAAGCUGCUGGACGGUGGCUACCUGUUCCCGUCGCCCAUCCGGGACAAACAUGGCCGCCGGGUGAUCAUUGGCUUCGCAAAUCAUUUCAAUCCCACCGAGCACAACAGCUCCGAUAUGGCCCGGUUGCACUUCAUCACAUACGAGACGCUGAUGGAGGACCCGGAGAACCAGAUCUGUGGGUUCGUGCACAUUGGGGACUUCAAGGGUAUCUCGACGUCACACAUCGCUUGCUGGAACCCGACCGAUUUCCUGCGCAUCAUGAAGUGGGGCGAACAGUCGAUCCCGAUGCGGAAUAAGGAGGUGCACCUGGUGAACGUACCGUCGACCGUGAAAUACAUCAUCGAGGCUUGCAAGUCGAUGGUUACCAAAAAGAUGAAGGAACGGCUACAGGUCCACGUUACGCCACAGGAUCUCUGUCGGAAGGUUGAUCCGGCGUGUUUGCCGAAGGAGCUGGGCGGUACGAUGCCGAUGGCCGAGAUGAUCGAGAUCUGGAAGAUGGAACUGGCGGCUAAGCGCAACCUUGUGCUCAGUUCGGACAAGAUGCGAAUCCUCGACGAUCGUGGCAUCGUCACCCGGAACGGUCCGGACCGCAACAACAACAGCAACAGCGCCCUGGGCAUGGACACGAUAACCGGCAGCUUCCGCAAGCUGGAAGUGGACUGAAGCCCGCUAAGAGUCCACCGGCGACGUUACCAACAGUGAUUUAUUUUUGGAUCGUAUUCAUGUGCGCUCGGUGCGAUCAUGCUUUACCCUUUCCGCUAGAACGUUAGGCCGCUAGACUCGACCGUGUAUAUCAUUAGAGCGUAGGUUCAUGUGGCUUGUCUACAGGUUUUUGUGCGUGGUUGGUGUGUUUUUAUUUCCAUGUUUGGUCAAUUCUUCGUUUCUCGCGUGAGCGUGUUGCCGUCAGAAGCAGUACCGCGCCCACCCGAACCAGCACCGCGUACGCUUAAGAAGCAACUUUAGCAGCAGUGUUUAAUACUUUGCAAGCUUUAGGCAUCAACCGAAAUAGGUUAGGAGCAGUGAGAGAUAUAAAUAAAAGAAUAUUCAAAGAUCAGCGUGCGGUGGUUUUGAAUAGAUCGGAGCAACUUAAACCGCAACCAGACCGGCCCAGUGUGGCCAGCGUUGCAGUUGGCUGUACAGUGCGGUGGGGUCCCCG
Anopheles cruzii is the source of this 1852-nucleotide messenger RNA. RefSeq names its product clavesin-1 (gene Cralbp). The record is from RefSeq and is a predicted model, not a curated record. NCBI's taxonomy places the organism in Eukaryota, Metazoa, Arthropoda, Insecta, Diptera, Culicidae. The transcript has 4 exons. Gene Ontology annotation, cellular component: membrane. Gene Ontology annotation, molecular function: phosphatidylinositol bisphosphate binding. The coding region runs from base 346 to 1359 and encodes 337 amino acids.